AUGGCGUCUGUGCAAGCUCCGCCUGCGGUGCAGCACCCAGGCGCGCCGAUGCCUGCCGGCGCAACCAAGCAGCAAGCCGAGGAGGUCUUCAAAAAACUUAAGCAGAUGAAGGAACAAGGCGUACCACCUACGGACCCCGAGUAUAUCAAGGCUUCUCACUUCUUGAUGAAUUUCCAACAGCAACACAACAUGCGCAGAAAUCAACAACAGUUUAUGCAGCAGCAACAACAACAGCAGAUGCAGAACGCUACCAAUGGCGUGCAACAACCCGGUCGAUCACAACAAGGCACUCCUCAGUCGACACAGGCUACUGCUGGUCCUCAAGGAGCUGCUGCCACUCCAACACAAACAUCUGCUGCAGCUCCUAAUGCACCACCUGCUCCUGGCUCUGGUUCAAGUCAAUUCAGUCAGCAGCAGCUUGCUCUCUUGCGGCAGCAGAUCCAUGCGUUCAAGCUACUUGGCAAGAAUGCUGGCGUUUCGGUUCAGCUGCAACAGGCCAUCUUCAAUCAAAGACAGCGUCGACAAGCUGCUGCCGUCGAGUCUACCCCGAGCUCUGCCAAGACAGCGCAGCCUAGCCAAGAUACUGAAAAGGCCCCUUCUGCAGCGCCCGAGGUUGCAACUGAAGAAGAGUCCCCUAUGCCAAAGGCCCACACGUAUAAGUCUGUAAAAUCACCUUACGGCACUAGCAUGAUUCGCCCUUCGAUCAAAUAUCUCGAUCAUACCCAGCGGAAGAACCGAUGGUUCAUUCCAGGCGUCUUUCCGACAGGUAUUGACUUCGACCACCUUCGAUAUGAGCGAGAAGUCGUCAUCUUCAAUCGAAUGAGUCAGCGGUAUGCCGAACUCAAGAACUUGCCGGCCAACUUGGCCCAUUGGGACUCUUCCAAGGAGUCUUUGGAGGCCGAUGACACACUCAAGCGAAAAGCCAUCAUUGAGAUGAAGAGCCUCGCUCUCUAUGCUAAGCAAAGAGCGUUGCGAGAAAAAAUUGGUCGACAAAUGGUACACUAUGACAACCUGGCCAUGACUACGAACCGAAGCCAUUACCGCCGGAUGAAGAAGCAAAACGUUCGGGAGGCCCGCAUCACCGAGAAACUGGAGAAGCAACAGCGUGAUGCCCGCGAAAACCGCGAAAAGAAGAAGCAUAGCGAUUUCCUGCGCGCUAUCUGCCACCACCGGGCUGAAAUCCAAGAGAGUGCCAACUCUCAGAAGACCAAGUCCCACAAGCUUAGCCGUCUCAUGUAUGCUCAGCACUUUAAUAUUGAGAAGGAAGAACAGAAGCGAAUUGAGAGAACGGCCAAGCAGCGUCUGCAGGCCCUCAAAGCCAACGACGAAGAGGCAUAUCUCAAGCUGCUCGACCAGGCCAAAGAUACUCGUAUCACACACUUGCUCAAGCAGACUGACGGUUUCUUGCAUCAAUUGGCGUCGUCGGUUAAGGCCCAGCAACGCCAUGCUGCCGAAGCCUAUGGCGAUGAUACGGAGCCAUUUGUCGAAGAAGAGAGCGAAGACGAUGACGAGGAAAGCGGCAAGAAGAUUGACUACUAUGCUGUUGCCCACAGAAUCAGAGAAGAAGUCACUGAGCAGGCCAGCAUUUUGGUUGGUGGUACAUUGAAAGAGUACCAAAUCAAGGGCCUGCAGUGGAUGAUAUCUCUGUACAACAAUAACCUCAACGGUAUCCUUGCUGAUGAAAUGGGUCUCGGCAAAACCAUUCAAACCAUCAGUUUGAUCACCUAUCUGAUCGAGCGCAAGAUGCAAAGUGGGCCAUAUCUCGUCAUUGUUCCUCUCAGUACCCUCACCAAUUGGAACCUCGAAUUCGAGAAGUGGGCACCAUCGAUUAGUCGAAUUGUGUACAAGGGUCCUCCAAACGCCAGAAAGCUGCAGCAGGAAAAGAUCCGUCAAGGUCGUUUCCAGGUGCUUUUGACCACUUACGAAUACAUCAUCAAGGAUCGCCCGAUCCUCAGCAAAAUCAAGUGGUUCCACAUGAUUAUCGACGAGGGUCACCGUAUGAAGAAUAGCAACUCCAAGCUGAGUGCUACCAUUCAGCAGUACUACACCACCCGUUUCCGUCUAAUCCUCACUGGUACUCCUCUCCAGAACAAUCUUGCAGAGUUGUGGGCUAUGCUCAACUUUGUGUUGCCAAACAUCUUCAAGUCUGUCAAGACUUUUGACGAAUGGUUCAAUACACCGUUUGCCAACACCGGUGGUCAAGAUAAGAUGGAACUCACCGAAGAAGAGCAGAUUCUCGUCAUUCGUCGUCUACACAAGGUCUUGCGUCCAUUCUUGCUCAGACGAUUGAAGAAGGAUGUGGAAAAGGAUCUCCCCGACAAGACCGAAAAGGUCAUCAAGUGCAAGUUUUCAGCUCUGCAAUCCAAGUUGUACAAACAAAUGGUCACACACAACAAGCUUGUGGUCAGCGAUGGCAAGGGCGGAAAGAGCAAUGCCCGUGGGUUGAGCAACAUGAUUAUGCAGCUCCGCAAACUGUGUAACCACCCCUUUGUUUUCGACGAGGUUGAGAAUGUCAUGAACCCUAUGAGCAUAAGCAACGAUCUGCUGUGGAGGACGGCCGGUAAAUUUGAGCUGCUGGACCGAAUCUUGCCCAAGUACCAGGCCACGGGCCAUCGAGUCCUGAUGUUCUUCCAAAUGACAGCCAUUAUGGACAUCAUGGAGGAUUAUCUACGGUACAGAAAGUUUGAGUACUUGCGUCUCGACGGCACAACAAAAUCGGACGAGCGAUCGGAUCUGCUCAGGGAGUUCAAUGCACCCGAUUCCAAGUACUUCAUGUUCUUGCUGUCUACGCGUGCCGGUGGUCUUGGUCUCAAUUUGCAGACGGCCGAUACUGUCAUCAUCUACGAUUCUGAUUGGAAUCCUCAUCAAGAUCUUCAAGCCCAAGAUCGUGCGCAUCGUAUUGGUCAGAAGAACGAGGUGCGAAUUCUUCGAUUGAUUAGUUCCAACUCGGUUGAAGAAAAGAUCUUGGAACGUGCCAGGUUCAAGUUGGACAUGGAUGGCAAAGUCAUUCAAGCCGGUCGAUUCGAUAAUAAGUCUUCUGAAACUGACCGUGAUGCCAUGCUUCGAACUCUGCUUGAGAGCGCUGAUAUGGCCGAAAGCGGCGAACAGGAUGACAUGGAAGAUGAGGAGCUGAACAUGAUGCUGGCACGUAGCGAUGAUGAAAUCACUGUUUUCCAGAAGAUUGAUGAGGAGCGGGCUCUCGACCCCACGUAUGGCAGCGUCAAUGGUGCCAAGGCGAAACCCAGACUCAUGGGAGACGAUGAGCUGCCAGAAAUCUAUCUGAAUGAAGGCAGCGUUGUCGAAGAGGAGACUGAGGAUCUUGUGCUUGGACGCGGUGCCCGUGAACGCACCAAAGUGCGGUACGACGAUGGCUUGACAGAAGAACAAUGGCUGAUGGCGGUGGAUGACGACGAGGACUCGCCGGAAGCAGCCGCCCUUCGCAAGCAAGCCAGAAAGGAUAAACGAGAGACGAACAGGCUUAAGAAGAUGGCGAUUAUGAACUCGAUUGAUAACUCGCCCUCGGCUAGCCGUGCCAGCACAGAAGAAAUAGAAACGCCCAAGAAGCGCGGGCGCAAACCAGGCAGCAAGAAUGAGAAACGCAAAGCCGAAGACGGUGACGAAGAACCGCCCGCCAAGAAGCGACGUGGUCCUCAAGGCCGGCCAAGCAAAGGCGGCUCCGUGGCUACUGAUUCCCGGGUCAAUCCACAACAGCGUGAGGUCUUGCAGAAGAGUUUGCGCGGCCUUUACGAUGCCCUGAUGAAUCUAGAAGUGGACGAUAUCGAGCCGCCUGCUGAGGAUGACGAGUCGGAUGCCGGCAAGCGUCUCAUCAUUGGUCCCUUCAUCAAGCUACCACCCAAGCGCGACUAUGCAGACUACUAUCUGAUCAUCCAGAAUCCCAUUUGCAUGAACCAUAUCCAGACUCGUAUCAAGAAGGAAGAGUACGCGAGCCUCAGUGACUUGCGAAAGGAUUUCCAACUCAUGAUCCGCAACUGCCAGACCUACAACGAGGAUGGCAGCAUUCUCUAUCAGGAUGCCAAGACUAUGGAGGAGUUCUUCAACAAGAAGUUUCAAGAGGAACUGGACGCUCACACCGAAUUGCAAGAGCUGGAAGAAGGUGGCAGCAAGGCAGGAUCUGCCGCGCCGUCUGGCCAGGGACCCAGCACACCGCAGACCAGCAGCGGCACCAGAAUCAAGAUUAUUUCCAGCAGUGCGCGCGCGAGCGAGGCAGCUAACGGCACCAAGUCGGCGGCCCAGAGUGACGACGAGUAA
Pochonia chlamydosporia 170 is the source of this 4269-nucleotide messenger RNA. Its product is annotated as SNF2-family ATP dependent chromatin remodeling factor snf21. The transcript is spliced from 3 exons. Gene Ontology annotation, biological process: positive regulation of transcription by RNA polymerase II. Gene Ontology annotation, molecular function: DNA binding; ATP-dependent chromatin remodeler activity; ATP binding. Gene Ontology annotation, cellular component: nucleus. The record is from RefSeq and is a predicted model, not a curated record. The coding region runs from base 1 to 4269 and encodes 1422 amino acids. NCBI's taxonomy places the organism in Eukaryota, Fungi, Ascomycota, Sordariomycetes, Hypocreales, Clavicipitaceae.